UCUAAGCCCCCUCCCAGCCCUGACAUCCCCUGUUCUAACCCCCUGCCAGCCCUGCCACUCGCUGUUCCUGGGUUCCUGCUGUGUUCUCUGUUCCACUCCAAUUUUGCUCUGGGGUUAGACUCCCGUUUGGAGCCGGGCCCAGGGCUGAGCUCAGUCCAGCCUGAGGCUUGGGGGCUCCCGGCAGGCAGGGCUUUGGCUGUGAGCCGCCGAGAGCCGGGUGUUUUCAGGGCCUGUGAGUCGCAGGCGUGGAGCUGCUGAUGCACCCCGAUCCCCAGAGCCCCAUCCCACCACCCGCUCCUUGCUGCUCACAGCGGAAAACAUGUCUCACCCGAAACCUGCUGGUGGGACAGAGCACAGAGGCCCCGAGGCCCCAGGGGAGGACCACUGCCUCCUCUGCUCAGCUUCCCUCCGGACGCCUCUCCUCCGAGAGCCCAAACCCAGGCCUUUCCCUGCCCCCAGCCUCCCCAUCUCCGGCUGCAAGGCUAGACAGAGCCAGCUUCUCGGGCUCCCAGAGCAAAAGUCCCUAGGCUCGGGUCCUGGCCCCCUUCGGGCUCUGAGACGCCUCUCAUGGGGGAAUUGCUUCCUCUCUGUGCCUCAGUUUCCCCAUCUCUGGGGCUGUUGGACUAAAUGAUUUCAGAGUCUCCUCCCGGCUCCUACGGCCUUCUAUCAUCCGGGAAGAGCAGGGUAGGACGCCAGGGUCUUGAAAUGGACUUGGGGAGGUGGGGGAUCCUCCUAGUGGUAUGUGACGCCCCCUUUCCCUUUUCUCUCAGAAAUAAGAAUGUCUAAGCCCCUGGAGCCGGAGAAGCCAGGUUUGGACUCUCAGACAGAGCACACAGAUACAGGAACCAAUGGACCAGAUGCAAGCCAUCAGAACCCCCAGAAUAAGGCCUCCUCCUUUUCCUUGUCCCCGACGGGUCCCAGCACCAAGAUCAAGGCUGAAGACUCCAGCAGUGACCCCGCCCCAGUGGCACCCCCGCCCCCGCCCCCAUCCCAGCCCCACCUCCCCCAGGCCCAGCUCAUGUUGGCUGGCGGGCAGCUGGCUGGGGACAUCCAGCAGCUCCUUCAGCUCCAGCAAUUAGUCCUCGUCCCUGGGCACCACCUCCAGUCACCUGCACAGUUCCUGCUGCCACAGACCCAGCAGGGUCAGCCAGGCCUGCUCCCAACACCAAAUCUGUUCCAGCUACCUCAGCAAAGCCAGGGAGCCCUCCUGACCUCCCAGCCCAGGGCUGGGCUCCCUACCCAGGCAGUGACCCGACCCACGCUGCCCGAUCCGCACCUCUCGCACUCGCAGCCCACCAAAUGCCUGGAGCCACCCUCCCACCCUGAGGAGCCCAGCGACCUGGAAGAGCUGGAGCAGUUUGCUCGCACCUUCAAACAGAGGAGAAUCAAGCUGGUUGGCGACGAUGGGGCUGGCCUCCUGAGCGUUAUGCACAGCGACUUCAAGCCAGACAAUAUUGCGCUUGAUUUAACAAGUAGAAAUGUGAAACUGAGCUUUUGGAAGUGGUUCACGACGCGGUGGUGGUGUGAGUUCGUGAUGCUUGGGGCUAAGUUGCAGGUAGCCUGUCGCGUGCUGGGCGGAGAUAGGCAUGGAGGGGGUCGUUUUCCCCAGCCUAAUCUGCACAAGCCACACUUUUGCACUGGGGUUGCUGUGCGGAUCCUGACCAGAGGUGUGUUCUGGAGCUUGCUUCAAGUUAGGCUGCCGCCCUGGUCCUGUGCCCAGCUGGCAGUGCCUACCCGGAAGCCACCAGAAGCCCUCACUGAGCUACUUCCUUCCUUGUCUCUCCAGGUCACACCUCAGGGGGCUGGGGGGACCCUGCCAUUGUCCCCAGCUUCCAGCAGUCUGAGCACAACAGUUACUACCUUGUCCUCAGCUGUGGGGACCCUCCACCCCAGUCGGACAGCCGGAGGGGGCAGCAGUGGGGGUGGGGCCGUGACCCCCCUCAACUCUAUCCCCUCCAUCACCCCCCCACCCCCCGCCACCACCAACAGCACAAAUCCCAGCCCCCAAGGCAGCCACUCGGCCAUCGGCCUGUCGGGCCUGAACCCCAGCACAGGAAGCACAAUGGUGGGGCUGAGCUCGGGGUUGAGUCCGGCUCUCAUGGGUAACAAUCCUUUGGCCACCAUACAAGCGCUGGCCUCUGGUGGAACUCUGCCCCUUACCAGCCUUGAUGCCAGCGGGAACCUGGUCCUGGGGGCAGCCGGGGGCGCCCCCGGGAGCCCGGGCAUCGUGACCUCCCCGCUCUUCCUGAACCACGCCGGAUUGCCCCUGCUCAGCGCCCCGCCAGGGGUGGGCCUUGUGUCGGCCGCCGCGGCCGCCGUGGCGGCCUCCAUCUCCACCAAGUCCCCGGGCCUCUCCUCCUCCUCCUCUUCCUCCUCCUCCUCCUCUUCCUCCUCCUCCUCCUCUUCCUCCUCCUCCUCUUGCAUCGAGACAGCAGCACAGACCCCCGGGGGGCCUGAGGCAGGGGCCAAAUCCGAAUGAGAGCACCCUCCGCCUUCUCCUGCCUCCUCCCCCUCGGCCCCGCUGCUCCCCCCCCCCCGCCUGGGGGGGCUGGUGGUCGGGGCCAGCGGCGGGGGAUUAAGGUGAGGACCCCGGAGCUGGAGGAAACACCAAAAAAAUAACCCCAGAAAGAAAAAACCAAACAAAAAAUAGAGUAAAGCCAAAUAGAACCGCCACAACCAGCCGCCCAGAAUGAGCCGGGGCGAACAGAAGAAACCAAAAAACGAAACCAAAAAACCCAGUCCAGAGCCAGACCUCAGUGCGCUCGCCGCUCGCCGCUGGACCACCCGACCGCCCGGAGCCUCCGCCGCCGCCCGGGCCAGAGGAGGAGGGGAGCGCGGCGCGCC
Molecule: messenger RNA, 2844 nt
Organism: Sarcophilus harrisii (Tasmanian devil)
Lineage: Eukaryota; Metazoa; Chordata; Mammalia; Dasyuromorphia; Dasyuridae
Gene: POU2F2
Product: POU class 2 homeobox 2
Exons: 13
Coding region: 779-2479 (566 amino acids)
Biological process (GO): regulation of transcription by RNA polymerase II
Cellular component (GO): nucleus
Molecular function (GO): RNA polymerase II cis-regulatory region sequence-specific DNA binding; DNA-binding transcription factor activity, RNA polymerase II-specific
Source: RefSeq, a predicted model, not a curated record